Messenger RNA from Hylaeus anthracinus, 1565 nucleotides. RefSeq names its product protein henna (gene Hn). The transcript is spliced from 8 exons. The record is from RefSeq and is a predicted model, not a curated record. Bases 107 to 1498 code for a protein of 463 amino acids. Gene Ontology annotation, biological process: L-tyrosine biosynthetic process; L-phenylalanine catabolic process. Lineage: Eukaryota; Metazoa; Arthropoda; Insecta; Hymenoptera; Colletidae. Gene Ontology annotation, molecular function: phenylalanine 4-monooxygenase activity; iron ion binding.
CGGCAACACCCAGUCAUAUCGAGACGCUCGACCUGUGAAAGUCGUGACACAGCCACCGAUUGUCUUCAACCCUUUUCGCGAUUCCAUCGACGGCCUGGUGAUUCAAAUGUAUGCGAAAACGAUAGCUAAAACGCCGACGAUGGUAGGGGAGGAUGGACUCAGCGGAUCGCCCCCUGACAAGCCUAAACUCAUACAUGGAGGUAACUACAUCAAGGAAGGUAAGGAUUCCGCUAAGGGCACCUGCCUCAUCUUCUCUCCAAAAGGACAGGACUCCGUUGGUGCUCUAGCCAAGUAUCUACAACUGUUCACCCAACAUGAAGUUAAUUUGUUACACAUCGAAUCUAGAAGUUCUCUUCGCCGAUCGGAUGUUUACGAAUUCAUGGUCGAGUGUGCCCCAGGCGGAAACCUCGGCUCCGUGAUAGAUAAUUUACGCAAGGAAUGCAGUUACUUGUCGAUCAUUUCCAGAAAUCAUAAGGACAACAUUGGAACCGUGCCAUGGUUCCCGAUACGUAUCAGGGACCUCGAUAAGUUUGCCAAUCAAAUCCUCUCCUAUGGAUCUGAAUUAGACAGCGACCAUCCGGGAUUCACAGACACUGUUUACAGGCAGAGACGCAAGUUCUUUGCCGACUUGGCUUUCAAUUAUAAGCAUGGUCAACCAAUCCCGCGUGUGGAAUACACUAAAGAGGAGAUUGAAACAUGGGGUGUAGUUUUUAGGAAUUUGACGAAACUUUAUCCAAAGUAUGCUUGCAAGGAGCACAACCACGUGUUUCCUUUGCUUAUUGAAAACUGUAAUUACAGAGAAGACAACAUUCCUCAGUUGCAAGAUAUAUCAAACUUUUUGAAAGAUUGUACCGGCUUCACGCUUCGUCCAGUAGCCGGGUUACUCUCCUCGCGUGAUUUCCUGGCUGGCUUAGCUUUCCGAGUAUUUCAUUGCACGCAGUACAUCAGGCAUGGCAGCAAGCCAUUAUAUACACCUGAACCUGAUGUAUGCCAUGAGGUAUUGGGUCACGUACCUCUAUUUGCCGAUCCCUCGUUCGCUCAAUUUUGUCAAGUUGUCGGCUUGGCGUCUCUCGGAGCCCCCGACGACUACGUCGAAAAACUUGCUACGUGCUUCUGGUUUACGGUCGAAUACGGUAUCUGUCGUCAAAACGGUGAAUUAAAGGCGUACGGUGCUGGAUUGCUUUCGUCUUUCGGCGAGCUCGAAUAUUGCUUAAGCGGUAAACCAGAAUUGCGAUCUUUCGAACCGGCGAAAACAGCGUUGCAAAAAUAUCCGAUAACGGAAUAUCAACCCGUUUAUUUCGUCGCCGAGGACUUUGAAGAUGCAAAACAGAAGAUGAUUAAAUUUUCCGAAAGUAUUCCAAGAAAGUUUGGAGUCAGAUACGAUCCGUACACUCAGAGCAUCAGUAUAAUCGACAGUAAACAUCAAAUCGAGGAUCUCAUUUACAACGUGAAUCAAGAAGUACAAAUUUUAAUGGACGCUUUGCGAAAAUUGAAGUAACAUUGUGUUAAGUAAUGAUAAUACGCAUUGAUGCGCGAAAUAAAGUGACUGCGAACUUGUUUAACAA